Aspergillus mulundensis is the source of this 2493-nucleotide messenger RNA. Its product is annotated as putative C6 transcription factor. The coding region runs from base 1 to 2493 and encodes 830 amino acids. Gene Ontology annotation, molecular function: sequence-specific DNA binding; DNA-binding transcription factor activity, RNA polymerase II-specific; zinc ion binding. NCBI's taxonomy places the organism in Eukaryota, Fungi, Ascomycota, Eurotiomycetes, Eurotiales, Aspergillaceae. Gene Ontology annotation, biological process: DNA-templated transcription; positive regulation of transcription by RNA polymerase II. The record is from RefSeq and is a predicted model, not a curated record. The transcript is spliced from 4 exons.
AUGGCGCCACAGCUUGACUUAGCCACUACACAACCGCAAUUCGCUAAUCCUUGGGAGACCUCUCCGUCAAAAGCGUCCGACGAGUCUAGCCCUAGCUUCGAUGGUCGCAUUGCGCACACAUUGGCGGCUUGUACUAGAUGCAGACAGCGCAAGACCAAAUGCGAUCCCGGAAUCCCAAAAUGCGGCCCAUGCGAUCGCACCAAUGCCCAAUGCGUAUAUUAUGAUUCUGCUCGGAGGCGCACAAUACCGAGGACGUACAUUGUCCAGUUGCGCGAAACGGCGCGCAGGCUGGAAAAGGAGCUGGAGGAGGAGGAAAAGGAUGUCCAACAGGCCGCAGAUGCUGAACUGAUUAUUCGUGGAGCUGGUCGCAUUCGGUUCAGAGAACACGAUGAGGCCAGGUUUCUAGGGUCGUCAAGUGGUAUUGCGAUUACCCGCUUGGUUAUGGAACUGGCAAAGCAAAACACACAGUCGAAAAGCAUCAAAGAUGUGGUGCCCGAGUCUAUCGCGCAAAAGAUAAAGGAUGUGUUCAACGAUGAAAGCGGGAAGCCUACUUCCAAAGUCAAACCAAUGAUCAGCCUAAUAGCUCAACCAAAUCUGCCGAUGAAGCAUCUGACAUACAGACUCAUCGAUGUCUUUACUGUCAAAGCGCAAGCAAUGCUUCCGACGUUGCAUAUUCCCACUUUCUACCAGGAGGUUGAGGAAGUGUUCAAUGGCUCCAAUGAUCCUUGCCAAAACUUUCAGUUACGCAUGGUGAUUGCCAUUAGUAUGCAAAAAAUGAGCACUGAAUAUGCAGGCCUAGCGGACAGCUACUACCUCGCCGCGUUACCGUUUCUCGAAGCCUCCUUGCGAAGAAUGGACCUCAAGUCGUUGCAGUGUCUGGUUUUGAUAGCCCAAUACUCUCUAUUGACCCCCACGCGAACGGCCGCGUACUGGGUCGUUGGUAUGGCUGUCAAGCUGUGCCAGGAUCUCGGGCUCACGGAAGAAGCGACAAUAACGCAGUCGCGCACUGGGAAACAGCUGGAUCCGCUAGAAGUGGACAUGCGGAGGAGAUUGUUCUGGAUCGUGACUUCCAUGGAGUUCGGGCUGUCACAUAGUUUGGGACGGCCAAGCUGUUACUCUGUGAGCCAUGACCAUAUCCACGUCAAAUUCUUCGAACAAGUGGACGAUAAAUACAUUACUCGGGAGGGGAUACAUCCGGAUGCCAAACCAAUCCUGCCCAAGUGUAUCGCAAUACACUUUUUCAAGAUGCGUCUUUUGCAGCUUGAAAUUCGGCGAACCCUCUACCUAAAUAAACGGGACACUCCUGUUGACGACCAUGAUCCGUGGUUUUCGCAGAUGCUCAGCAAACUUAAUCAGUGGGUAGAAUCCUGCCCUACCCAUGACGGAGGUAGUGGCUUAAGCGGAAAAUGGUUCAAUGGCCGGCUGCAUACCAUGAUCAUUUUCAUGUAUCGACCAUCGCCACAGAUCCCUGAACCUUCUGUUUACGCGGCGCAGCAAUGUUACGAGUCUGCGGUUUCUAACAUCUUCAUGCACUUGGACCAAAUCAACACAGGGUCAGUUGACCUCACUUGGAUAUUCACCCAGUCGCUUUUCAUGGCGUUGAACACUCUUCUUUGGACACUUUCGUAUCCUGAGAUUAGAAGGGAACAUCCGUUGAAAGAGGUUGAAAAAAACCUUGAAGUUGCAUUAGAGGGCAUCUUGAAGGCUUCAGACAGAUGGCCCGGGGUAAGAUCUGCCGGGAUGCUCUAUGAGACAUUGAUCGCCGCUUGCCUUAGGGCAUAUAAUACCGAAGAGUCAUUUGUCGUCCAUUCACCUUCGAACCCGUCUAGCCAUGCGACACCGGCGUCCUCUCAAGAUGUGCAAUCCCCGCCAUCUAUGGCAAGCCCUGCAAGCACCGCAGCCUCAACACACUCACAUAAUAUCCUAGCCGGCGGUUCUUCAGUAGCAGACACGACAUCGGCUGGUACCUUCUCGAGGGGCCCGUCAGCUGACCCUUCCUUCCCUUUUCCGCAAAUGAACACUUCGGUAUCUAUCCCUACCGACUCUGUGAAGGCCCUACAACCGCCUCCUUGGGACCCUACUGUCCCACCAGAAGCUACAACCGAGGCGCAAUCCUCUGUGGGCUACGAUGCGCCCGAUACCUCGCUACUACCCAGCUCCGACCUGAACUUUGAUCCAACCACGCCUUUCAAUUCAUUUCCGUCCGUUGUUCCUGGCCUACCGGGCUGGGAUCCCAACUUCUCCUUAUCUUCUAUAACCACAGCUGAUCCGAUGCCGUUUUCGAGCGCAACCGCUGACCCAAUGAACUGGGCCGAUGCUUUCGGCGAUCAAUACUCUCACUAUUUCAACGGCGACUACCCAACGAAUUCAUGGAGAGGAAGAACUUUAAGUCAGCAAGAACAGCUGGAAUUGAUGGAUUCGCUGGCCGACCACAUUCCAGAUGUUACUACUCAGCUGGCGAUGCAGACGGCGACAGCGCAUUAUCAGUCCUGA